Messenger RNA from Gadus morhua (Atlantic cod), 11275 nucleotides. It is a transcript of the gene tspoap1, whose product is annotated as TSPO associated protein 1. Lineage: Eukaryota; Metazoa; Chordata; Actinopteri; Gadiformes; Gadidae. The record is from RefSeq and is a predicted model, not a curated record. Bases 375 to 7631 code for a protein of 2418 amino acids. The transcript has 36 exons. Gene Ontology annotation, molecular function: protein binding.
GUCAAGCUGGCAACCGUCUGAGGACUGACCGGUGGUUUCGGUAGAACCGGAGGAGCCCUCCUCGCGAUGAGGGGGUACCUCCAUGUGUUUCAGUCCAGCGUACCUCUGACAGAUAGGACGUCAUGCAGGUCUCAAUGGGAUUGUACCAUCGACAGCUUCAGCCUGUAGAUUGGGGUCUCGGAGAUAACGUUAGCCCCUAAAGAAAAGUUGAUAACGGCAUCCUCGUCUGACCAUUGCAUGCUGCAUGUUUAAUUUCUUCAUCAUCACACAACUUCAUCCAGUCCGAUCGCUGUUUUCAACUCUGUUACAUGGUUCUGUAGAAUUACCUAAAACUUCUCUUCAUCUAUCGCUUUGUGUGCUGUGAAUCUGUCACCAUGAAGCGAGACAGGGCUAACUCCACGCUAUCACUGUCCUCAAAGAAACAGUCCAGGGACGGGACGAACCGUGACCAAGAGUUAGAGCGGUUGCGGGCUGAUCUGGAGGCUGAGCAGAGCCGCAGACAGCGGGCCCUGUGGCGUUUCUCCGGGGAGCUCCGGCAUCUUCGGGAGGAGGCCGAGUCUGAGCUUCAAAGGGCCUGCAAGGAGUUGACCUCCAGGCUGGCUUGUCAGAAAGCCACCCUCAGUCCUCCUAACUCCAAGCCCCCUGCCCGACUCAUCCAGAACGCCCCCAUCCAACGGGAUAACGUCGGAGGUCAUGGAAAAGAUGUGCCAAGCAGGAAGGCCGGGUCCUGUCGAGGCACUGGUAAAACCGAUCACAAGCUGCAGCAGCUCCUGCUGAGGUUUUACCAGGAGGUCCACGCGGAGGAGGAAGUCUACGACCCGCGCGACAGGGAGGAGUUUGAGCUGGAUAAGGCCUCCUUCCUCUGCCGUCUGCUAGAGAGCCAGGGCAGACCAUCCAAGGGGAGGCAGAGCCACAGAUCUGAAGCGACUUUAAGAGCUCCGAGUCAGGGGCUCAGAGGCGACCACAGCUGUCCUCCUAAGCCUCCUCAGAACUCGCCCAGGUCCUCCACACACAGUCCCCAGAGCGCUACCCCACCAGCACCCCAGAAGAAGCCCAGGCCGGGGCGGCCGGACGUGCCUUCAGGGUGGGACGCCUUUACGGCCCACCAUGUGUCCACUGUGGUGUUAGGGGACACCUGUUGUAGCGGAGCCCCGGACCCCGACCCCCCAGACUGCUCUCCUCAUGCGGGUGGUAACCCCCAGCCUUCAAACCACUCCACUGGAUCAGAGGAGGAGUCACCUCCAUACAAAUGGUCAGAGAGAGCCAUGGACCAGCUUCGACAGAUAGUGAUGUAUGACCUGUGCACUCGACCUGAGCAGCCUAAGCCUGCCACUGAAGACACCCAGAUGGAUGGCCCUGAGGAGGCCGAAGCCCCCGAACCACAGCAGCAGAAGACUGAGGAGCAGGAGCCUGCCCUGGACCGGACACCCCUGGCCACCACCAAACUGGCUCCCACGUCACUGCUAGGGAAACGCCACCACUCUCUCUAUGCAAACCUGAAUGGUUUUGAGCAGGAGGGGAUACGCAAGAACGGAACGGACUAUGGGUUCCUGGUGCGUCAGAACUCGGAGCUCCUGCGUGCACUGGAGGAGCUGGAGAAGACGUGCACGGCCCUGAAGGAUGAGAACGGCCUCCUGCGGAAGAGCAGCGCCCCGGAGACGGAGGAGAAGGUCAGGCGCCUGAGGAGGAAGAACACGGAGCUGGCCGUGCUCGCCAAGCGGCUGGAGGAGCGGGCGCGCAAGCUGCAGGAGGCCAACCUCCGAGUGGUGAACUCCCCGUCCCUCCUGCGGCCCGGCACGGGGGAGCACUACAAGAGGGCGUUCGCCCGGCAGCGCGCCCGUGACCUGGCGCACCACGCCGACACGCUGCUGUCCAAGGACAAGGAGUUCGCCUCGCUGCAGAACGAGUGCCGGGCUCUGGAGGCCCAGCUGGGCGGCACCAAGGGCUCCCACCCCGUGUCGUCCGGUGGGUCUGAGUUUGAGCGCCUCCUGCGGGAGUCCCAGAAGGAGGUGCUGCGGCUGCAGAGACAGCUGGCCGUCACCUCCUGCUCCAGGGGGGGGCGGGACCCCAGCACUGCCGGACCCCCUAGACCCCCUGACCCGGACGGCCCCCCGGGCCCCCGAGGACCCCCGGACCCCGCCGGUCCCAACGGCCUCGAGGGUCACGCCCGUCCCAAUGGCGUUGGCGGUCUCCAUGGGGAUCUUGAUGACCCAGGGAGGGCGGGCGAAACCCCCUCCAGGAAGCAGGACGAGCAGGCUGCCAGUGAGACCCCUGGUGUGGUGGUAGAUGAGGCUCCAGCCAGACGCGAGGAGGCUCCCAGAGAGGAGGAGGAGGAGUCGGGGUCGCCAGUGACGCCCCCCAGGGGCCCGAACCCGCCCCCCGCCCAGCAGGACCACCCGUCAGAGGAGCACCGUCUGCACUGUCUGGAACGAGAGCUGUGCACCAAGAGAAAAGAAUGUGAAAACCUCGAGCAUGAAGUAAAGAAGCGACAGAAGAGAUGUCUGGAUUUGGAGAGCCAGCUCGAGGAUGAGCGAGGCAGACAUGGUUCACUAAAGGAGGAGUCCAAUCUCCUAAGGAGGAAGGCGCAGCUGCUUGACCAGACUCGGGCUGAGAAUGAGGACUUGAGGGAAGACCUCUCGGAAGUGACCGCUCAACGCAAUUCCGUUCUCGAGGAGAACCAGAGACUCCGUGCCAAACUGGAGAACCUAGAGCAGGUCCUAAAGCAUAUGCGAGAGGUCGCCGAGCGAAGACAGCAGCUGGAAUUGGAACAUGAGCAGGCACUGGCAAUCCUCAAGUUCAAACAGGAUGAGAUCAAACGGUUGCAGCGGGCUCAGUUAUUCGCCAAGAGAGAGCAUGAAGGGGUGGUGCACAUGCUGGAGGAGUUGAAGCAGUUUGUGUGGCGGAGAGAGCUGACCAAGGUACGCGACCUGGAGGAGAAAUGCCGCAGUCAGAGCGAGCAGUUUGGCAUGCUGUCCCACGAGCUGGACCAGUUCCGUGUGCAGACCUCCAAGGUGGACCUGGCCAGCACUAGCCUUCUCUCCAGCCCCAACCUCUCGGUUCUGACCAAUGGGGUGGUGGGCCUGCCUAUGGAGCGAGACUGCAGUGGCACCUGUGAUCUGGUGCUACUGAGUGACAUAGCCUUCUGGAGCCUAGAGGGAGGGGACUCUCUGCCCCCAUGCCCCGACGCGUGGGCUGGGGAGCCCCUGCUGGAUGUGGCGGCCCCCCUGCGCUCCCUGGGGCCCUCGCCCCACGCCACGGGGUUCAGCCGGGUGGAGCGCGCCCCCGCCACCAAGCACCGCGAGCUGCCCACCAUCAGCGUCAGCAAGUCAGGCUCCACCUCCAGCAGGUCCCCCGAGUCGGCCCACCUCAGCCCCCGCUCCGACGCCCACCUCAGCCCCCACAAGUCCAGCUCGGCGCACGAGGUGGACACGGCCAGCGAGGUGGAGGAGCUGGACGUGGACAUCGCCCCCGCCCCCUACAGCGCCAGCAGGGGAGCCGCCAAGCUGCAGGUCUUCAUUGGCCGAUACAGCUACAACCCCUACGACGGGCCCAACGACAACCCCGAGGUGGAGCUGCCCCUCACGGCCGGGGAGUACAUCUACGUGUACGGUGACAUGGACGACGACGGCUUCUACGAAGGCGAGCUGAUGGACGGGCGGCGGGGGCUGGUCCCCUCCAACUUCGUCGAGCGCGUGUCGGACGACGACGUCAUGGGCUCCCAGCAGCCCGAGACCACGGACCCCGGCUCCCACAACUCCCUGCUGGACGCCAGCCUCCACAGUGCCAGCCCCCAGCACCACCUGCCCCCCCACCAGCACCACCUCGCCGCGGCGGGCCCCCGCGGCUCAGAGCGCACCGAGGCGGCGGCGGCGGCGCCCCCCGUGCCCGCGCCCAGGACCCUGUCCCCGGCCACGCCCGCCCCGUCGCCCCCCGUCGCCGCCGCCGCCGCCGCCGCCGCCGGCCCCUCCCCCCCGACCCCGCCCCCCCUCACCAACGGCCUGGACCUGGACCUGGACGAGGUGGGGCUGGACGUCGUGCCUUACCCCCGCCGGCUCACCCUCAUCAAGCAGCUGGCCAAGAGCAUCAUCAUCGGCUGGGACCCGCCGCUGGUGGCGGCGGGCUGGGGCGACGUGUGGAGCUACAACGUGUACGUGGACCAGGAGCUGCGGCUCAACGUGCCGUUCGGCGCCCAGACCAAGGCGGUGCUGGAGCGGCUGGACGUGCACCUCAAGGCGUACCGCGUGUCGGUGCAGAGCCUGACGGAGCGCGGGCCCUCGGACCGGCUGGCCUGCAGCCUGCUGGUGGGGCGGGACGUGUGCGUGGCGCCGACGCAGCUGCGCGUGGACCGCGUCACGGCCACCGCCGCCCACCUCUCCUGGCUGCCCAGCAACAGUAACUAUGUGCACAUCGUGUCCUUGAACGAGGAGGAGUGCGAGCUGGUGAAGGCCGGCUGCUACUCGCUGUGCCUCAGCAACCUCGCGCCCAGCCUGCAGUACUCCGUCAAGGUGGAGGCGCGGCCGCACCGCACGCCCUGGGAGCUGCCCCUGGAGCGGCGCGAGCACCGCAGCGCGACCACCGCCUUCUCCACGCUCAUGGCCGGCCCUCCGGACGCCCCCCUGGACGUGCAGCUGGAGCAGGGUCCCUCCCCCGGGAUCGCCCUCAUCAGCUGGCUGCCCGUCACCAUCGACGCCGCCGGGACCUCCAACGGGGUCCGCGUCACCGGUUACACCAUAUAUGCCGACAAGAAGAAGGUGCUGGAGGUGUCGUCCCCCACCGCGGGCAGUGCCCUGCUGGGCCCGUCCCAGAUCCACAGCCUGCAGCUGGCCCAGGAGCUCACCGUGCGCACCACCUCCGCCCACGGCGAGUCCAGCGACUCCCUCGCCGCCCCCGUGCCCGCCAAGCUGGCCGCCAUCAUGGCCGGGCCGCCGCCGCCCGCCGCACCGGCCGCGCCCGCCCUCCCCGACGCCCCCUUCCCCUCCCAGCCCCCCACCGUCCCGUACGGGAACUCUGCUGCCAAAGUGUCGGCGCUGCCCCUCGACACGGCGCCGCUGGACGCCCUCGCCGCGGCACACCUCCUCGCCGCGGGGGACGCCGCCGCCGCACACCACCACCCCCACCACCCCCACUACCACCACCCCCACCUCUACCUGCAGCAGAUCAACGUGACCUCGCCCAGCGCUUUCGUCUCACACCCGGCGGCGUUACCGCCGCCGGUCGCCGCCGCCCCCGCCCCCCCGGCGGCGGUGGUGGCCGUCCUGGUGGACCACCGCCGGGACGCCGACAGCCCCGGGACCAUCCGGCCCUUCCCCUCCAUCUCCGAAUUCCUCCAGGAGGAGCCCAGUGCCAAGCUCUGCACCCCGGAGCGCGUCCCCAGCCCCCCCAAGGCCCCGGCGGCCGACCUGCUCAACCCCUGGGCCGCCGCCCCCCCCCUGCGGCCCCGCAGCGCCUCCCCGCUGGAGUCGGAGGCGGAGUCGGAGGCGGAGAACACGCGGCUGGUGUCCAUGGAUGACUUCCUGUCCCAGGGCCAGGACCCCCAGUAUGCCCGGAGGGCCCCGGGCGACUACAUCGCAGACAACAGCCGCUCGGACCUGUCCGACAUCCUGGAGGAGGAGGAGGAGGACUACUACUCGGACCACCGCGCGGACUCCCACCGGGGCUACGCCGCCAGGCGCCACAAGUCGGACCCCCCCGACAGCGACGAGGAGCCCCCCGAGCGCAUCCUCACCCUCCCCCGCCAGGCCCGCCACAACCCGGACCUCUUCCUCAUCCCCGAGGAAGAGGGCGGGCGCUGCCCCCUCCACCGCCAGCCCCGCCCCCGGGCCACCUUCCCCCACCCCCGCGACGGACAGCACCACCACCACCCUGCGCCCAGAGAGCCUUCGGCCCCCGGCCACGGGGGGCGCUCCCGGGCCCAGCAGCAGCGGGCGCGCUACGCCGACCCGGCGGGCCCCACCGGUUACCCCGACGACGACGGCGAAUCCAGCCUCUACGAGGGGCCCUGCAGCCACCGGGUGUCUGGCCCCGCGGCGGCCCCCCCCCAGGCGGCCCCUCGCGCCCGGGAGCAGCCCGGCUCCAAGAUCGGGGGGCUGGGGGACCGGCUCCGGAGGGAGGCCCUGCGCAGGAGCCAGAUGGCGGCGGCGGCGGCGGAGGCGGCGGAGGGGGGGGCGGGGUUAGGGGCGGGGCCCCCGGGGGCCUACAUGGUGAGCAAGACGGUGCGGACGCUGCGCUCGCCGGCGGGGCCCGCGGCGGAGAUCGACCUGGAGUACGGCUCGGAGGACGGCGAGGAGCCCGGGGAGUACGGCCGCGGGGAGGUGGUGGUGGACCAGAUGAGCUCCGAGUGGUGGGUGGAGCCCACGGGGGGGGAGUACGGGAGGCUGCUCCACGACGCCCGGGGCCCCAAGCAGGAGCCGCAGGCCCACCCCGCCGCGGGCCAGCCGCAACGGGAGGCCGAACGGGAUCCGUCCACUGAGGCCAGCCCAGCGCGGGAAGGAGCGACCUCGCAGGCCAGGCCGCCCAGAGGGGCGACGGAGCCCCAGCCCAGCGUCGGGGAGGGCGACGUCCGGAUCUUCGUGGCUCUGUUCCCCUACGACCCCACCUCCAUGUCCCCCAACACGGACGCCUCGGAGGACGAGCUGCCCUUCAGAGAGGGGCAGAUCAUCAAGGUGUACGGGGAGAAGGACGCGGACGGGUUCUACCGGGGGGAGUCGGCCGGUCGCCACGGCUACGUGCCGUGCAACAUGGUGUCGGAGCUGCAGGUGGAGGACGAGGAGACGCGGCAGCAGCUGCUGCAGCAGGGCUUCCUGACCACCCAGGCCUCCAUGGAGAAGAUAGGCUCUCGCUCACAUGCUCCGCCCCCACGCCGCCCUGCCCCGCCGCCCAAACCCAGGCGAUCCAGGAAAGUGGAGUCUGCUGCACUCUGGGAGGAGAGUGUAGACUCCUGCAGUCCAGACUCCAGCCUGAGCGCUCCUGCGUCUGCUGCCGCCCCCACCACCCCCACCACCACCACCACCCCCGCUGUAGGCAACCCGGGCCCUGGAGCCCGGAGGAUGGUGGCCAUCUUCGACUACGACCCCAGAGAGAGCUCCCCAAACACGGACAUAGAGGCUGAGCUGACCUUCAGCGCCGGGGACACCAUCCACGUGUUCGGGGACAUGGACGACGACGGCUUCUUCUACGGGGACCUGAACGGACACAAAGGCCUGGUGCCCUCCAACUUCCUGCAGGCUCUGCCCGACGAGGACCCCCCGGCACCGCCCCCCCUGGCCCAGCCCGCCCCGGAACCCAAGAGAGACCCCCAGAAGGUGAGCCCGACCAGCGCCGCAGAGCAGCUGGACCCAGAGCCGCCCCCGCCGCCGCCGCCGCCCCACGAGGCCCGAGGCCCCGCGACGGAGCCUCCCUGCCCGGAGCACACGGAACCUGAGGCCGUUGACCCCGCCUCCGACCCCGCCUCCGACCCCGCCUCCGACCCCGCCUCCGACCCGGGGUCCGACCCGGUGUCAGACCCCGGCCUCGGCUCCCCUCCCCCGCCGGAGGCCCAGGCGGACUGCUCCCCCCCAGAGAAGAAGAAGAAGAGCUUCUUCGCCAAGGGGAGGAAGCUCUUCAAACGGCUGGGCUCAGGCAAGAAGGACUAACAGCAAGGGAGGGAGGACAGGUCACAUGACCGCCACGUCACAUGACCGCCCAUAGGGGGGGGGGGGGGGGGAGACAGGUCACAUGACCGCCAUGGAGGGGGGGCAGGUCACAUGACCCGCUACGGUCAGGCCACAAAGAAAGCGCUUUUAUUUUGAAAGGACCUUUUUUCUUUCGCCUGGAUCACCUCACUCCAGGAGGUCAGAGUUCUCUUUGUCGAUCCAACGCACUGCACUGACCCACAAACUCAGUAUUUUUGGGUUGUAGUUUUAUCUUCAGAUCUACUUUAGUGCACCUGCUGUGGCAGAUAGGAAACCAACAAGGACAAUAAUCCAGCCUGCAUGCAGAGGCGCGUGGGGAGGGAACCAGAUAGACGUGUUAGUACAUCUGCAUACAAGCCAGUAGUCCCAUUAUUCUGAGUAUCUUAGAUACGACGUUGCUCUUCAAUUAAGCCCCUUAAAGACUUUCAAACUCAAGAAUCAUAUGCAUACUAAUAUUUAGUUCUCAUUACGAAAUCGAUCACAUAGCUCGCAUCCACUAGUCGCUCCCUGGACAUGCAUGUACGUACACGCAUACGAAAGUCUUUAACUCUAGGGCUUGGGCGAAUAAGUCAACUGUUUAUGACACCCUUCAGUCAAUAGAAGAUUGAAUAUAUCGGGACAGUAUAUUAUUACGGUAUUUUAAAUUAUUCUAAAUGACUAGUGUUGUGGGUAACAUAAGGUUAGCGUAGCUUCACUCACAUGUCAUUUCCUGAGAGGAAGUUGGAAGUAUUUUUUACUUUAUUAUUAUCUUUCAAUCGUAACUCAGUGAUGCUAACUUUUGGUCUGCAGCCCGUCAGCAUGACAUUGAGUUUGUGGAUCUACAAGCGUGCGAGCAACCAGCAAGCUGUUAUCAUCACACGACAUGGCGUAACAUCAUGUCUAAAACGCGUAGAUUUGACAUUUUAAUUAUUCAACAGCUAAUGUUUUAAUAAAAAUGUAAACAGAAAAUGUUAUUCUUAACAUUUACCAGAAUUUAGUAUUCAAUCAAACAGUACAAGUAACAAGAUAGUAGAGACUUGUGAGUGCCAACCACGCAUAUACAUUCUCCUUUACGAAGCAUACAUACAAAUAUAUGUAUAAUUAUUUUGAAAGUAUAAAAAGUAUUCUGAGCCAUUUUCAAACAUUUGUUUAAACAUGGCUGUUGCCUGGUAUGGGAUCAUUAUUCUCAUUGCGGUAUUAAGUCACACAGUUUAGCAUUGACUAGGGAGCCUGGUUUUCUGUCUCGACCCGUUUUGCAUUAUGACAUUAUAGAUCAAACCACGGCAUGUAGAAGCUUUGACCUCCAAGUGACGCAAUCGUCCGUCCGUCCGACCAACGAUUAGGAACAUCCGUGUAUAAUAGUUUCAGAUUUUAAGCAGCAAUGCAUGCUCUUAGUCUUAAUUUAGACCACGCUUUUGAAGCUAAUGUGUCGGCUAAGGCUUAGCUUAGCUUUUCAGACGGGUCUUGAACUGUCUUAGCGUUGCUGCUUAUCCCAUGAGCCCCGGGCAACGUAAUAACACCCAGCGAUCGUCUUUGGUAGAAAAAGUGGUUUGUCCCGACACAGGGACGUGAAGUCAUUUUCUCAGGUUUGUGAUUUUAUUUCAACUAUUUUGUGGAUUCUGUGUGCGCCAGUCUGCAGGCCAUAGGGGUCGGAUCAGCGCGUCUCAGAACUACAGAGGAUGCCAAACUCCACGGUGCUGUUAGCCGGUUAGCGUAGCGUGCUAGCAUAGCAUAGCUGGUUAGCCAAGCCGAGAGACGAGACCCAGUGGCGUGCGCGGAACACGGCCCCGAUAGAGGACGGUGAGUCCGUAGUUUGUACAGUUGGACUCAAGUCGCAGUUUGGUAGAAGUAUAGGCCGCACCUGGUCACAAUUCAUUUAGCUCUUUGGUUCACGUGUCAUGACUGUUGUUAGGUUUAGGUUCAGUACAUGUACUGUAAGUCUGUGCUACAUAAAAGGGAGAAGAAUAAAGAGCAGAGAUGCCAAGGAAGAACACAAGUGGGGAGGGGGGGGGGGGGGGGGGGGGUUAACAAUGACACUUUAGACUUGGGCUAACAGUUACCGAUAAGAGAGCGAGAAUUGAGGUCUGUGUAUUUAUUUAAUAUUUAGUUAUUUAUCGGGUUUUAUGUUCAUGUGGUUGGUUAAGGGGAUGCCUCAAAGUUGCUGAAAUGUACAGGGACAAACAGUUGUACCACUAUUUUGUAUUGGACGGCCUUUAAUGCAAUUCAAGCACUCCCUCCCCCCCCCCUCCCUUUUCUCUUCCUCUAGCUUGCUAGCACAUAUGCUAACGCUAACAUAAGGCGGCUACACUGUUAAUGCUUAUCUAUAGCGGACUGUUUAGCUUCCGCCAGCUGCCCCCCCCCCCCCCCCCCCCCUUACUCAGUCCCCCCCGUCCCCCGACUAAGGCCUAGAGGCAUAGGUAGCGUUUAGAAAGGGUCCACGAAUAAUACUAAUAUUUAGCCUUACGAGACCUUGUUUAGUCUUAACACGUUGUUUACAGGAUGUUUAUUGGCUGCGUUGCAUGAUGAUGUUCUGCCCGUCUUCUGCCUUAUUUAUGUUAUUUAUGUCCGUGUUUGUCGCGUCGUCGUCGUCGGGGUCCACUCUCACGUGUUCUGAGCGAGCGUUGAAGGAUCCGUAGGGCGCAGAAGGCCGUAGAGUUCGUGUCUGUACAUAAGGAACAGAGUUCGCUGUGUGGAUUUUUCGACUGUGGUAUAUUUUCAUACGAGAGAACUUUUUCUUUUUUUUUCUUUUCUUUUCCUUUUUCCUGAUCUGCGUUCGUUCUUUGAAACCGAGGGAAGAGUUACCUUUUAUAUAUUCAUGUUUUUAUUACCCUUUUGGAAGCUCAUGUGUAAAUAUUUUUGUUAAUAUGUUUUUUUUUCAGACGUCUUUUUGCAUGUCAAGACAGUGUUGGUUGGAGACAGUAACUAAGGGGUUAAUGCACAGGACGGAAUUGGUGGGGAAUUCAAUAUGAGUCUUUUUACUGGAAUAAAGUAUGUAUAUUUUCACAGAAAAAGUGGUGCUGAUCUCAUUGAACUGAUAAACUGUUCCUUGGUAAUACUAAAAGUAGAGAAGAACAUUUCCUAAAAUAGCUGCAGAAUCUCCUUUUAAGAUUGUCAUUUAACUAAGAAAAUGUUUCUUCACAACACUACCAUGAGGGUCAACACAAACAGUCCAAACCAGCUGCAGAAUCUCAUUUAAGAUUCUCAUUUAACUAAAACCAUCGCCCUCCAUAACCCUACCCUGAAAGAGUAAAUAAAUGUCAGAAAUAGUUGCAGAAUCUCUUUGAAGAUUCUCAUUUAACUAAUAAGAUGUCCCUUCAUAAAUACCAAAAAAAUAAAGAGUCAAGAAAAUGUCGAAAAUAGCUGCACAAUUAUAAAGUUUUUAUUUUGUCUACAAAAUAGAAAUACAAAAAAACCAAGACUUUCAAAACCGAUCACCCCCCCAUACACAAAUAUACAUGCAUCAAACAUAUCCAAGCACAUACAAAACUACACAAACUCAUAUGAUGGCAAAACACUUUUAAUUACCCAACUUCAAGACAUUUGGGCAGUGGACCACAGACCUCAAGAAACCAAAAGGGGGGCGUGGCUCCCCAACGCACCAUCCACCACCCAUGUGACCCGACAAC